AUGGCAGAUUUUCUAACGAGGUUGCCGGCACCACGCGCCUCCUCGCGUCUGUUAGUGUCCGACGCUUCUCUUGGGUCUUAUUCGUUGUCUGCGGCUCCCAUCCGCCCUUUCAAGUCAAACAGCACCGCGAAAACAAGCACUGCUAUUCCUCCAUACCCUCACCGCCAGGGAUUUGUGCCAAGAUGUGAAGAAGACUUCGGAGGAGGGGGCGCCUACCCCGAGAUCUUCGUCGCGCAGUUUCCCCUCGGCAUGGGCAAAAGUUCGGAUACCAGCACACCGGGCUCGACCCUGCCUCUGCAAAUAGGAGCAGAUGGUCGCCUGGCUUACGACUUAGUUGUUCGGCAUGGCUCCACAAAGACGGUGGUGUACACCGGUCCAGAGAGCGCCAACGGAGUGGUGCUGCAAGGAGCGGCAGCGGCGGCCGCUCGCCAAUUGCCCAGUAGAGAGGAGGAGGAAAAAGAACUUCUCAGAACCAAACAAGCCAUCGAGCAAGAACUCGAAAAGAAAAGCAACGCAGGCAAAGCCCAGCCGCAGCAUAGAGAAGCGGAAUUCGUCAGAUAUACCCCAGCCAAGGCGGUAGAGGGCCACAACAGCGGCUGCGCGCAGCGGUUGCUGAGGCUGGAAGAUUUAGCUGUCGAUCCUCUGGAGCCUCCGCGUUUUAAACACAAGAGAGUGCCAGCAGCUCGUUUCUCGCCACCUCCUCCUGUCUUGCAUUCUCCUACCAGGAAGCUCACACUUCAAGACCAGCAGGACUGGAAGAUUCCCCCUUGCGUUAGCAACUGGAAGAACCAAAAGGGUUAUACCAUACCUCUUGAUAAGCGCGUUGCUGCAGACGGCAGGAACCUGCAAGAUGUGUCAGUGAAUGACAAGUUUGCUUCUCUUUCCGAAGCCCUCUAUAUCGCGGAACGUCAGGCGAGGGAGGAGAUUAGGCUCCGUAACGAAGUUAAAAAGCAGAAGAAAAUCCGCGAAGAAGAACUCAGAGAACAGCAACUCAGGCAGCUGGCCGCCCAGGCGAGAGCAGAGAGAGCCCAGUUGCUGCAGCAGUCGAGGCGCGCUGCUGGGGCAGAUGCCGAAGAGGAGGCGGAGAGACAGCAACGCGAACAGUUGGCUAGAGAAAGAGAGAAAGACGUUGAACGUGCAGUUCGCCUUGAGAGAAGCAGGGGCAAACGAAGGGAUGACUCGCAAAGAGACAUCAGUGAAUUGGUUGCCUUGGGUCUACCGGUGGAUGCGAAGAAACAACGCACGGACUCGAUGUUUGAUGCGCGUCUAUUCAACCAAGGAGGAGGGACGGAUUCGGGAUACAAAGGGGGAGAAGACGAUACGUACAACUUGUAUGAUCGUCCCCUAUUUGCCCAGCGUGGAGGUGCAGGAAUUUAUCAGUUUAGCCGCGACAGGUUUGCAAGCUCCGUUGGAGAAAAUUCAGAAUUGGCAUCAUUUGCCGGUGCCGAUAAAACGAGGUACACAAGGACGGGCCCAGUGGAAUUCGAAAAGGACGUGGCGGAUCCGUUUGGACUGGACAAUCUUCUGUCUGAGGCUCACAAGAAGUAA
Messenger RNA from Eimeria maxima, 1548 nucleotides. RefSeq lists its product as hypothetical. The coding region runs from base 1 to 1548 and encodes 515 amino acids. Gene Ontology annotation, cellular component: spliceosomal complex. Gene Ontology annotation, biological process: mRNA splicing, via spliceosome. Lineage: Eukaryota; Apicomplexa; Conoidasida; Eucoccidiorida; Eimeriidae. The record is from RefSeq and is a predicted model, not a curated record. The transcript has 11 exons.